GGUUUUAGGGAUUUCCUCUGGAUCAUCCAAAAUGCUUUUAAAACAUAUUGGAUAAGAGCUGAGCCACUUCCAUACUUUCUGCUCCACUGUCUUCUGAUGGCAUUUUGACUGCAUCGAGGCCAAGUGACCCGCUGCUCAUGAUGAGUGAUGAGAAGAACCUUGGGGUAUCCCAAAAAUUGGUCUCACCUUCGAGGAGCACAAGUAGCUGCUCCUCCAAGCAGGGAAGUCGACAGGACAGCUGGGAAGUGGUGGAAGGACUGAGGGGAGAGAUGAAUUACACCCAGGAGCCGCCAGUUCAGAAAGGAUUUUUGCUGAAAAAGAGGAAAUGGCCCUUGAAAGGCUGGCACAAGAGAUUCUUCUAUCUGGAUAAAGGAAUCUUGAAAUAUGCCAAGAGCCAAACUGAUAUAGAGAGAGAGAAGCUACAUGGCUGCAUUGAUGUUGGGCUCUCGGUGAUGUCUGUAAAGAAGUCAUCAAAAUGCAUUGAUCUGGACACUGAGGAGCACAUCUACCAUCUGAAGGUAAAGUCAGAAGAAGCCUUUGAUGAGUGGGUAUCCAAACUCCGCCACCACAGACUAUUUCGUCAGAAUGAAAUAGCCAUGUUUCCACAUGAAGUUAAUCACUUUUUCCCAGGAUCCACCAUCACAGACUCGACGUCUGGGGUCUUGGACUCCAUUUCAAGUAGGAAGUGUAGCAGUAUAUCAAAGCAGAAUUCGUUUCAAACUGGAAGCAAUCUGUCAUUUUCUUGUGGUGGUGAGACACGAGUUCCAGUAUGGUUACAGUCUUCAGAGGACAUGGAAAAAUGCUCCAAAGACCUGGCUCACUGUCAUGCCUACCUGGUGGAAAUGAACCAGCUCCUACAAAGUAUGGACGUCCUGCAUCGGACAUAUUCGGCACCAGCUAUCAAUGCCAUCCAGGGUGGAGCUUUUGAAAGUCCCAAAAAGGAGAAAAGAUCGCACAGGAGGUGGCGGUCCAGAGCUAUUGGCAAAGAUGCUAAAGGAACACUGCAGGUUCCUAAGCCUUUUUCUGGCCCAGUAAGACUGCAUUCCUCCAAUCCUAAUUUGUCCACACUAGAUUUUGGAGAAGAGAAAAAUUAUUCUGAUGGCUUGGAAACCUCAUCAGAGUUUUCUAAAAUGCAAGAAGAUCUGUGUCAUAUUGCCCAUAAAGUUUACUUCACUUUAAGGUCAGCGUUUGAUACCCUAUCAACAGAGAGAGAGAAACUGAAGCAGCUGAUGGAGCAGGAUGUCUCCUCCACCCCCUCUGCCCAGGUCGUUGGUCUGAAGUGCGCCCUGUCGUCUGCCCUAGCACAAAACACAGAUCUUAAAGAACGCUUAUGCAGAAUCCAUGCUGAGUCUCUGUUCUUCGACCCCCCUGCUGCUGCCAAGUCGGGUGACAGCCUGGCAGAGGAAAACUCCAGAGAUGACAACCGAGCUCUGGUCCAUCAGCUUUCCAAUGAAAGUAGACUCUCCAUCACAGACUCUCUUUCGGAGUUUUUUGAUGCACAGGAAGUUCUGUUAUCUCCAAGCUCUUCAGAAAAUGAGAUUUCUGAAGAUGAUUCGUAUGUCAGUGACAUAAGUGAUAACCUUUCCUUAGACAAUCUCAGUAAUGACUUAGAUAAUGAGAGACAGACUUUGGGGCCUGUUCUUGAAAGUGACAGGGAAGCGAAGUCCAAAAGAAGAACUUGUCUGCCGGCGCCGUGUCCCAACACUGGUAACAUCAGCUUGUGGAACAUCCUGAGAAAUAACAUCGGGAAGGAUCUGUCCAAAGUGGCCAUGCCGGUGGAGCUCAAUGAACCUCUGAACACGCUGCAGAGGCUCUGUGAGGAGCUGGAGUACAGUGAGCUUCUGGACCAGGCUGCGCAGAUGCCCAGUGCCCUGGAAAGGAUGGUGUACGUGGCAGCCUUUGCUGUGUCGGCGUACGCGUCUAGCUACUUCCGAGCGGGAAGCAAGCCCUUUAACCCUGUUCUUGGAGAAACGUACGAGUGUAUUCGCGAGGACAAGGGCUUCCGGUAUUUUUCAGAGCAGGUCAGCCACCAUCCGCCUAUCUCUGCAUGUCACGCUGAGUCUAGAAAUUUUGUUUUCUGGCAAGAUGUGAGAUGGAAAAACAAAUUCUGGGGCAAAUCCAUGGAAAUUGUUCCCAUUGGCACAACCCAUGUGACUCUGCCAGCUUUUGGAGAUCAUUUUGAAUGGAACAAAGUGACCUCUUGCAUCCAUAACAUCUUAAGCGGGCAGAGGUGGAUUGAGCACUAUGGCGAGAUUGUCAUCAAGAACCUGAGCAAUGAUUCCUGCCACUGCAAAGUGAAUUUUAUAAAGGCAAAAUACUGGAGCACUAACGCCCACGAGAUUGAAGGUACGGUAUUUGACAAGAGUGGAAAAGCAGUGCAUCGGCUAUUUGGGAAGUGGCAUGAAAGCAUUUACUGCGGUGGCGCCUCCUCAUCCACUUGUGUCUGGAGAGCGAAUCCCAUGCCGAAAAGCCAUGAGCAGUAUUAUGGCUUCACACAGUUUGCACUAGAAUUAAAUGAAAUGGAUCCGUUGUCAAAGUCUUUAUUACCACCUACUGACACUCGAUUUAGGCCAGACCAAAGGUUUCUAGAAGAAGGGAACUUAGCAGAAGCUGAAAUACACAAGCAGAGGAUUGAACAGCUACAGAGAGAAAGGCGGCGAGUCUUAGAAGAAAAUAACGUGGAACACCAGCCGCGGUUUUUCAGGAAGUCCAACCAUGACUCUUGGGUGAGCAAUGGCACCUAUUUGGAACUUAGGAAAGAUCCUGGUUUUUCCAAACUGGACCAUCCUGUCUUGUGGUGAAAAAGCAAAGGAUACAUCUUUGUCCUUCUCCGUGUUUGCUUUCUGAAGCCACAAAUCUGUGUCUGUAUAUUUAAAAGAUAUUAUCUAGAAUGAUCACUUGUGCUUAGCUUAGCAUUAUAUUUAAGUACAUAUUUUCUUCAGUAGGUUUCUUUACAGUUUCAAAUGUUAUAAUGGUUGUUUAUAUGAAUGUAGAACACCUUGAUAUUUCUUUUUAUAUAUAAACUAUUUAAUAAAAAUGAAAGACUGAAUGUUAUUGUAUGGGUUAAAAAAGAAGCUUUAACACUAAUUUUCCAAAGGUUAGGAAAAUUCAAAUUAAAUUUAUGCCUUAUAAAAUUAUGUUGGAGAAAAAAAAUCCAUCUUUCCCAGGUGCAUUAAGAAAUGAGAAUAUCCAGGGUUACUCACCCAUGCGUAAGCUACCCAAGUUUAAUUUGGUAGCACAGAUAUUUUUUUGCCUCAGACAGCUCUUGAAUUGCUCCUACAGAAUAAUUCUGCUGGUGCUGGCGUCUGAAGAAUAUUUGCAUUUGCAUUUUGGUGAUUGGGAGGAUGGUAUAAGAUCAUUGGGAUGUCUGUUUUUAUGUAAGAUGGAUAUGGCACCUUCUUGAAGAGGAAGCAUUUGAGUUCAUCCUUCCCUAUAGUUUUAUUGCCUCGUGUGCAAAAUUGUACCCUGUUACUCAGAGAAAUUGUUGUUAAUCUGAGAAAUCCCCAUUAAGUAAAUGUUAUAAUGACAUCCCAGAGACGCAGUCGGAAAUUUCUCCAUAGUGAGAAGUGAAUCCUUGACAAGAAACCAUUUUCUGUUUCCUACUCCACCCCUAGCUUCCUCCCUCUCUGCCCAGUUUGACCACAUCUCUGUUGAGUAGGGAAUGUCCCAGUUUACUGUAAAACAUCCAGCACAUUCCACACAGCAGUUUGACUUCCUAAAAGUUUAGCAAAAUAACUGAUUGUUUUAAAUAACUCAACAUGUUUUCUUAAAUAAUGUCUUGGUAUUUUCUACCUCUUGAUAAGCACUGUAUUUUAGAUCGUGUAUAAAAAGUUUGACCAUCUGCCUUAUAGACAAAUGUAGAGAAUUGAUGUUCUUCCUUUGUGUUGUGUUCUGUUAAAGGUUUAGAUGUCUUAUCCCUUUCCUACACUUUCUUCUUACUCAUAUCACGCUUUUAUGAGUUUUGCAGCAGUCUUGAAUAGUACAGAUUAUGACUACCAAAUGGGGAAACUUUGUCUUUUUAAAUGUAUUGUUUCAAAGUACAAUAAUAGAAUUUGUGCAGUCGUUGAAUUGUGUUAUCAAAGCAGUUCCAACUUCUGCCCAGAUUACAUUAAAACCAAAGCCUAACUUUUAAACCUUUCGCUCUAAUGUUCAUAACAAUCCUAUGGAAUAUCAAGUAUAACGGCUUGGUAAAAAGAUUUCUCUGGAAAACAUUUUUAGAUAUUUAAACAAUUUCAGAAUGCUCUGAAUGAAAAGUAGAAUAAAUAACAGAAGAAAAGAAUGCGUGAUUUUUCAGUGUCACACCAAAUAACUAGUUGGACAGUAUUGCAUUUUCAAAAUGGAGAGUUAUUUUAAGUGGAUCAGUAGCCUUUUGGAAUCUGCAAGUGACUAGCAUUUUAAAACAAUAAAGGCUCAUAGAAUAUUACAUUCAUUCAUUCCAUUUUAUCAAGACAUCAAGAUGAACACAAUGUGAAUAUCAUUUCCAUUUCUAAGCAGUUAAAUGACACAAUCAAAUUCUUUGGUAUAUGCUCUGUUCUUUUCUUUUCAGGCCUGCAUCUAAAUUCUGCUUACAGAUGGGAAGAAGCAGGCUGUAGAUUUAAGGGUACUCAAGAGAAAAACAAAUCUAGUUCUCACAGUGUGAAGGUAAAUGCAGAAUUUUGGUAAUAUUGACUAUUAAAAUAGGCCUGCUCCAGAGGCUAGCUCAAAAAAGAAAAAAAA
Molecule: messenger RNA, 4716 nt
Organism: Ceratotherium simum simum (southern white rhinoceros)
Lineage: Eukaryota; Metazoa; Chordata; Mammalia; Perissodactyla; Rhinocerotidae
Gene: OSBPL3
Product: oxysterol binding protein like 3
Cellular component (GO): plasma membrane; cytosol; perinuclear endoplasmic reticulum
Molecular function (GO): cholesterol binding
Source: RefSeq, a predicted model, not a curated record